This is a messenger RNA of Manduca sexta (tobacco hornworm), 3461 nucleotides long. It is a transcript of the gene mid, whose product is annotated as T-box transcription factor TBX20. The record is from RefSeq and is a predicted model, not a curated record. Gene Ontology annotation, molecular function: DNA-binding transcription factor activity, RNA polymerase II-specific; RNA polymerase II cis-regulatory region sequence-specific DNA binding. The transcript has 6 exons. The coding region runs from base 322 to 1638 and encodes 438 amino acids. Gene Ontology annotation, cellular component: nucleus. Gene Ontology annotation, biological process: regulation of transcription by RNA polymerase II; cell fate specification; heart development. NCBI's taxonomy places the organism in Eukaryota, Metazoa, Arthropoda, Insecta, Lepidoptera, Sphingidae.
CGCCGUACCGCUUUCGCUCGUGCGCCUCCACACUGGACUGCACACAGCACGCGUACAACUAUUUUUAAUUACAUCUAAAUAACGUUGAAAAUUGUGUACAUAUCCGUCGAAAGUGUUGAAUUAUUACCGUAAUUAUAUUUAAUUAUGUAUCAAUUUUUAAAUGAAUGUUGAAGAAUGUUAUAACAACAUCGAUUUCUCGUUAUUAACAUUAUAAAUAUUAAUCGAAUACGAUGAGUAGGAACAGCGAUGUCGAGGACGUAGUCAGUGUUGCGUUUGGUGAGCGUCCGAGGUGUACGGGACAGAGGUACUGAGAGGUGUUUAAUGGAUGUGGAAAACGCUGAGUGCUGGAGGUCGGGAGGCGACAGGAUGGUGGCUGAGGAGGGUAAGACGAGGGCGACGGACUUCUCCAUCGCGGCGAUCAUGGCCCGCAGCGCCGUGGAGCCGCGGAGCCCCGUCGCACGCUCUCCGCCACACACCGGCUCGGGCUCUCGGCAGAGUUCACCAACGUCGCUGAGCUCGCGCGCGUCGAGCUGCCGGUCCCCCAUUCCUGAUGAGGAUGUCGAGGUGGAUGUGGAGCAGUGCUCCGACGGGGAGCGAGACGCCUCCGAUCACGCUGCACCCUCGCCCGCGCCUUCCUCUGAACUGGGCGAGAGAGAUACGCCGUCGCCAGCGCGGCCGCUGCCACCGGCUACUUCAUGCAACUGUGAGGAGUUGCUCACAGUGGAUUGCCAACUGGAGACCAAGGAGCUCUGGGACAAGUUCCACGACCUCGGCACUGAGAUGAUCAUCACCAAAACUGGCAGGCGCAUGUUUCCAACGGUGCGCGUGUCGUUCGCGGGGUGCAGGCCGGAGGCGCGGUACGCAGUGCUGCUGGACGUGGUGCCGGUGGACGGCAAGCGCUACCGGUACGCGUACCACCGCUCCUCGUGGCUGGUGGCCGGCAAGGCCGACCCGCCCGCGCCCGCGCGUCUCUACCCGCACCCGGACUCGCCCUUCUCCGGCGACCAGCUCAGGAAGCAGGUCGUCUCCUUCGAGAAGGUCAAGCUCACCAACAACGAAAUGGAUAAGAACGGACAGAUCGUGUUGAACUCCAUGCACCGGUACCAGCCCAGGAUCCACCUUGUGAAGGUGCGUGAAGGUGGCGGUCCCAUCACCGAUUUGUCCCGGGAGCAGCACCGCACCUUUGUGUUCCCGGAGACGGUGUUCACAGCCGUCACCGCCUACCAAAACCAACUCAUCACCAAGCUGAAGAUAGACUCCAAUCCUUUCGCAAAAGGUUUUAGAGAUUCAUCGCGAUUAACAGAUUUUGAUAGAGACCCGAUGGAGCUGAUGCUGAUGGAACAACAGUUGCUGCGGUCGCCGCUCCGACUGUACGCCGGAGGCACUGGCACACCGGGAGCCGACGAGGAAGCCGAGAAGAGAGCUGUAUGGGCGAGAACACCACCAGCUCUGCAACUGCUGGCUCUGGGAGGACGCUCGUGGCCAGCAGCUUGGCCUCAACCUCUGGCAAUACCGCCGGAUCUGUGGCUGCAGAAGCCCCCCACCCCGUUGCGGUACUGUCCAUAUCCGCCGCCCGCGCACCCCGGCGCACCCCCGCCGCGGCCCGACCACUCCGCCUCGCCCAGGCAUCAACUCUGAACAUUUUAGAAGAAGGUUUCUUAUGUGCUGUGACAGUUAUUCAUAAUUAGAAGUGUGACGUAGGCGUUGUAUGUAAACGGACUUUUCUUAAAGUGAAUAUAUUAAUUGUACCUUAAUAGAAAAUAUUAUGUAACUGAAUAGAAUAAGAGGUUGUGUAAGUAUAAAAGGUAAUUUAAAUGGUUCCUAGCCCAAAAUAUAAAUUUAAUUGUAAUGUAGAUCGAAGUAAUUUUAAAACAAUAGUUACCUGCACAAUCCAUGUAGAUAUUCUAUGUUUCGAUGAUCUUGUAAAUGAUUGUGGCCAAUACUUUCUGUAAUAAUUAUGUCAGAAAACAAGUAGAUAGAUGGUGGUAAAACUGCAUUUUAAUUAGUAUUGAGUAUCAUACCAAAGAACCUUAAUUUGAGUUGCUCUUGUUUUAAGAAAAAUCAUUUUUUAUACUUUGAACUUGGGAGAAAAUAUUGUCAAUUCAAUUGCUUGUAUUGGAAAGAAAAAAAUGUGUUUUUUAUUUUAACCUUUUUAAAAAAUAUUAUUUUUGAUCUAUAAAAAAUACGCCACAUGAAUCGGUAAUUGCAUAUUUUAUAGUUACUUAUUUUAAGUAUUUAAUAACGAGACUAACUCUACAACAUUCCAUUACAAAUAAUUUCUUCCCUUUCGAUGACUUAACAUUUAGAACACACCAAAUAGAACCUAAUAAGUAAUUAACAUUAGUAGAAACGAGUUUAUAUUACUGUAAAAUGUCAAACUUAGAAACAUUAGAUAUGUCGAAGUUUCCUAUAUUCCUGUGGAUUUCAAAUCAGUGAUAACAAUAAAUGAUAUUACAUAUAAGUAUUGUAUCGUGUGUAUAUUAUGGUUUAAGUAAUUUAUAUUCCAUAUUGUAAGUUAUAUGUAUGUUUUGUAUAGCGGUCAAGUAAAUUAUUUUUGUAGGGUAAGCACUGUACAUACCAACACGUAGAUGUUUAUAUAAGAUUUGGUGUCGAGAAUUGUCAUAUUAUCACGCGGUUUUGCUCACACUGUAAUUGUAAAUCUAUGUGAAUAUAAAUAGGUCUGGGGUUGAUUUAAACAAUAUGAAUAUCCUGUAAACAGUGUUAGCAUCCUCAAUUAUAUGUAUGAAAUUGUAAUGAUAUUUGAUUUUCAUCUUUCUGAUAAAAAUCGGUCUAAAGUUUGCUAUUUUACCUAUAUGUUUUUUUUUAUUGCCACGUAGAUUAUUGUUUCAUGUUCUAGUUGAUAUUAAAUCCAAUAUUUUUCUCGUUGUAUUAUAAUAUUUUCUUUUCUUAUGUAUUCAUACAAUUAAUAUUAUUGAUACCGCUUGUAUGUAGUUAUUACGUUGCGGAGUUAUGAUAUUAAACAAAGACAAUGUGAUGUAUAUUGUUUUUAAGAAAUAAAAUUCAUACAUUAUAUUCGAAAAAAGAAUUCCUGUACUCGUAAAUAAUUUACCCAUUCUGUACUGUAAAAAUAUAACUUAUUUUAACAAUUACUUACUUCAAUCAACCUUCAAAUGAAGGCAGAAAGAAUUUACCAAUACAUAAAAAACAUAUGGAAUACUGUUACUUUAAAUCAUCAAAAUACCAAGCCUGUGAUAAGAUUAGGUACGCAAUAUAGUCUAAAUUUUAGUUCUAUCAAAUGUGAGCAUUACGCGAACUUAGACACAUAUCAGGGUUAAAAGCCCUAAGAUCGAGGGGGAGCGGCACGGUGCGGUAGCUAACCUUAUACUCAUUGGUGAUAUUAAGGUCAAGGUCAUUUAAAUCAAUAAUUCAUUUAACCUUAGAAUGCAACGUCGCACCGCCCCGGUCAUGUAUCUUCGCAGUUAAUAAACCGAAUCAAGCAA